Anopheles coustani is the source of this 891-nucleotide messenger RNA. Its product is annotated as collagenase-like. The record is from RefSeq and is a predicted model, not a curated record. Gene Ontology annotation, molecular function: serine-type endopeptidase activity. The coding region runs from base 1 to 891 and encodes 296 amino acids. Gene Ontology annotation, biological process: proteolysis. The transcript is spliced from 3 exons. Lineage: Eukaryota; Metazoa; Arthropoda; Insecta; Diptera; Culicidae.
AUGAAGUUGAUACUGCUCCUAGUGUCCAUCGUGUUGACUACGGUCAAUGGAAUCGCUGUUGAUCCAAGCACGAUCGAUUGGACGCUGGUGCGUACACUCCAGCAAACGGACGCCAUCCGGGCUAAGCAAGGACUUCCGCCUCUAACGGAUGACGAAGUUCGCUCGUCGCGUAUCGCUGAUGGACAGAUCGCGAGUCCUACUCAGUUCCCUUGGGCUGCCGGUGUUCUCAUCUCCGGAUCAUCGUCGCAUAGUUUCUGCAGUGGAGUGUUGAUCUCUCGCCGCCAUGUUCUCACCGCGGCCGUGUGCAUUUCUGGAUCCAACACUCUAACUGUUCUGCUAGGUGCCUCCGAUAUGACCCGAGUCGAGGAAUUUAUCGCUGUGACGGGCAUCCUGUCGCAUCCGAACUACAGCUCCUUCUUCAACCGGGACGAUAUCGCCAUCCUGACCCUUGCCCACGAAGCUCCGAUCCGUGACACGAUCCGUCCGGUGGACCUACCACGCCGCAGCCAAGUCAACGCUGACUUCAACAACUGGGCGGCCACAACUGCUGGUUGGGGCAAUACUGGACGCCGUGACAAUGAGCCAAUUCCCACGCAAGCCCUACAGUUCGCCGUCGACUCCGUAACAACCAACUUUGUCUGUGGAUUGUCCCACACGUUCAUCCGCGGAACGCACAUCUGUACCCGUACCGACAACGGUGGAGCGUGCAAUGGAGACGAAGGUGGUCCAGUGACCGUCUCCGAGAGUGGCCGUACGUUCCUCGUCGGUAUCCAUUCCUUCCACUUCUCCGGCCUGUUCGGAUGUGAUCGUGGCCGACCGUCGGUACAUACACGCAUUACGGAGUACCUUGAUUGGAUUCAGCAAAACUCGGAUGCCAUAAUUGAGCCGUGA